AUGGGUAAUCUUAAUUCAAGUUCGUCAACAUCAUCUUCAACGUCUAAGAAUCCUCAUUGUUAUGUGCGCAAUAAAAUGAUGCGACAACAAUAUUUACGAAUUCGUUCGAAUAAUGAAUAUAUAAUUCCUAAACCAUAUUUAGAUAAUAAUUGUAUAGAAGAAAAUUUUCUAUUAACACAACAAUCAAUAAUUGGUAUGAGCAAAACUCAUAUUGCUGGUGAUUGUCAAAGAAAUGUUAUUGAAUCUGAUAAAAAUGAACGAUAA
Rotaria sp. Silwood2 is the source of this 264-nucleotide messenger RNA. The record is from the annotation of a GenBank genome assembly. NCBI's taxonomy places the organism in Eukaryota, Metazoa, Rotifera, Eurotatoria, Philodinida, Philodinidae.